Oryza sativa Japonica Group (Japanese rice) is the source of this 1253-nucleotide messenger RNA. RefSeq names its product protein MIZU-KUSSEI 1. NCBI's taxonomy places the organism in Eukaryota, Viridiplantae, Streptophyta, Magnoliopsida, Poales, Poaceae. The record is from RefSeq and is a predicted model, not a curated record. Gene Ontology annotation, biological process: hydrotropism.
CGCCGCGAGCUCCAGCUUCGCCCGCAUCAAAAGCGCCUCUCCCCUCGCCUUCUCCCGAUGGGCACGCAGCGCAUCACGAAGCCCCCGCGACGAUCCAUCCAUCGAUCGCGACGCCGAGGGAGCGAGCAGCGCCGGCGGCAACUCCGGUAGCUCGCUCGCUUCCCCGGCCCGGCCGGAAGAUAUGGCCGAUCACGCCGUGGUGGUGGACGACGGCGGUUCACGAAGGAUGAGGCCGGCGUCCCUGUCGUCGUCGUCGGACGCCGAAGACGACGACGCCGGCAGCAAGAAGCAGUUCCUGCGGGCGGCGGGACGAGCGCUGGAGGCGGCGCCGCCCGUGCGGCGGAGGCCGGGGAGGCCGUCGCGGCCGGUGAGGAUGUUCCACACCAUGUGCCGGUCGCUCCCGGUGCUGACGCCGGGGUGCGGGCGGCUGCAGCCGGCCGGGGCGGCGUGCCGGAUCGCGGCGCCGUCGCGGCUGUCCCCUUCCGCCUCCCUGAUGUCGAAGCUCGUGGCGUCGGCCUCCACCGGCGCCGCCGGGGCGUCGCGCCGGCGCAUGACGGGGACGCUGUUCGGCUACCGCGACGCCCGCAUCGCGCUGUCCCUGCAGGACAACCCGCGGUGCCAGCCGACGCUGGUGGUGGAGCUGGCGCUCCCGACGCACGCGCUGCUCCGCGACCUCGGCACCACCGCCGGCGCGCGCAUCGUGCUGGAGAGCGAGAAGCGCGCGGCGGACGGCGGCGACGGCGCCGGCGCCGGCGCCAGCUCGAGGCGCGAGCGCGAGCAGCAGGACGGGUGGGUGCUCGAGGAGUCCAUGUGGACCAUGUCCUGCAACGGCAAGAAGGUGGGGUACGCGGUGCGGCGAGACCCGACCGACGACGACAUCGCCGUGCUGGAGACUCUGUGGGCGGUGUCCAUGGGCGGCGGCGUGCUCCCCGGGAUCUCGGACAUGGACGGGAAAGACGGCGAGAUGGCGUACAUGCGUGGGAGCUUCGAGCACAUCAUCGGCUCCAGGAACUCGGAGUCGCUCUACAUGAUCAGCCCGCACGGCGGCGACUGCCCGGAGCUCGCCGUGUUCUUCGUGAGGCUAUGAAAUUAAUACACCACGCGCGUGCAUGGCCAUCUCUGUUUAUUUUUUUAAAAUCUCUUGCUACCUCCGGCCACAAAUACACAUUUGAAAAUUUUAAACUGUUAAUUAACAUCUCACAAUGCUAGUAUGUAAAAAACGUAAAAUGGAAUUUACAGGUAUGUCAUGAAAA